Molecule: messenger RNA, 1023 nt
Organism: Chenopodium quinoa (quinoa)
Lineage: Eukaryota; Viridiplantae; Streptophyta; Magnoliopsida; Caryophyllales; Amaranthaceae
Product: transcription and mRNA export factor SUS1
Exons: 5
Coding region: 271-606 (111 amino acids)
Biological process (GO): regulation of transcription by RNA polymerase II; poly(A)+ mRNA export from nucleus; positive regulation of DNA-templated transcription
Cellular component (GO): nuclear pore; SAGA complex; DUBm complex
Molecular function (GO): chromatin binding; transcription coactivator activity
Source: RefSeq, a predicted model, not a curated record
UAAGUACAUCACAUAAUAUUCCACAAAUAAUUUCAAACAAAAAAAAUCCCGUAUCAAUUUUUUACUCAAAGCUCAGAAAUUGAAAUAUCAGCCCUAACAAAGGCGGCAUACCAUACCAAUUUCCGUCAUCACCUUGUCUUCUUCAUCUAUCUAUAAUUCUAUAUAUAUAUGUAUAAUCGUCAAAUUUAGUUUUCAAAUUUACGGAAAAAAAAAAUCCAGAAAAUUACUGGAGCUAACAAAACAAACAAAUCCCUUCAUUUCGAUUAACCAAUGAGGCAUUCAGUGAAUCGUCCACCAACACCAGAUGCAGGAGAUGAACAAGAAAAAGAACUUACCCUUUCAGAAAAAAUCAACAUUAAGUUGAUUGAGAGUGGAGAAAAGGAGAGAUUGAUGGAUUUGUUGAGGGAAAGGCUCAUUGAGUGUGGAUGGAAGGAUGAAAUGAAAGCGAUUUGCAGGGCAUUUAUAAAGAAGAAAGGGAGGAAUAAUGUGACUGUGGAUGAUCUAGUACAUUUAAUCACUCCAAAAGGAAGAGCAUCUAUUCCUGAUCCCGUGAAAGCUGAGCUGUUGCAGCGAAUUUGGGCUUUUCUAAAUGCAGCUUCACUUUGAUGCGAGGGAUUGUUACCAUCAGGGGAAAGAAGAGGUUCAGAAUAUGUUGCUUGACCAAGUCUUAGUGUAGCAAAAGCUACGGAGUUUGGCGGGAGAGUCACUCCUGUGUGAUAUAAUGCAACCUACCUUUAGUAAUGCAUUGCUACCUUUCUGACUGAACCUACCUCAUGUGGGCAAGGACAUGCGCGGCAUUUGUAUCAGGGGUUAGAUUUUGCAAGGGACAUUCUAUAUGCUUGUAAUUGUAGAACUUACGUAGUUCCAUCUUGUGAAUUAAAGAAUUUGUGCUCCUUUUGCUCUCUGCCUACCAAGUUUUGCAAAGGACAAUCUACAAUAUUCUACAUGCUUGGUGUAAUGAAAAAGGGCGUUCGUAAGUCAUACCAACUGCAAUGAUGACCUCCAUUUUUUGUCUCUGUAAAA